Thelazia callipaeda (thelaziosis nematode) is the source of this 246-nucleotide messenger RNA. Lineage: Eukaryota; Metazoa; Nematoda; Chromadorea; Rhabditida; Thelaziidae. The record is from the annotation of a GenBank genome assembly.
AUGUUAGUCUUCGUCAAGGAUAAUCGAGGAGUGACCCUAUCAAUGGAUUUAAGUUCCAAAGAAAAAGUGGAGCAUCUAUUAAAGCUUCUCACUCGUGAAGAAGGCAUUUUGGAGUUGAACAAUUUCGACAAUUUGGUUCUCAUAUUUAAAGGCAAAAAACUGAAUCCACAAAGUACUCUAAGUGAAUGUGGUGUAGAAGAGUGUUCGGUAAUUACAGUAACGUCAGAUGAUCAUAAUGAACAGUAA